AUGGUGGAUUACUUCUUCAUCAUGUCCUGUGAGCAGUGCCAGUGCUCUCUGAGUGAUCUCCUUAGGGACUUGCUCCCAGGGAACGCACAUCUGCCUGACAUCUGGAACAAGACUCCUACGCUGACCCACCGGGCUGCUGGCAUCUAUUGCCUUUGGAUGGCUUUCCAGGGUUUGUCUUUGGUUUCCCAGCCUGUCCAGCUGGGCACAGCCAAUGCCGUGGGGGUGUUGAUAUUGGACUGGAUUGGCUACCACAUCUUCCGAGUGACCAAGCACCAGAAGGACCUUUUCCAUUGUACAGAUGGGAACUGCAGGAUCUGGGGGAAGAAAGCCAAGGACAUCGAGUGCUCCUCCAUGUGUGUGGAUGGCACCAAGUAUUACAGCAAGUUGAUGACCUGGGGAUUUUGGGGGUGGGCUCGUCAUUGCAACUCUGCAGGAGACCUGCUAGGCUCGCUGGCCUAUUGCCUGGCCUGUGGGUUUGCACACAUCUUGCCUUACAUCUGCAUCAUUUCUGUGACCAUUCUGCUCCCCCACCGCUGCAUUAGGGACGAGCACCAUUGUUCCAGCAAAUAUGGGAAGGACUGGAAGCACUACACUGCUGCAGUGCCCUACUGGCUCAUCCCUGGGGUGUUUUAAGGCUGACACAGAGUCCAGGGAAAGGAAAGAAGAAACAUUUUUUUU
Empidonax traillii (willow flycatcher) is the source of this 678-nucleotide messenger RNA. RefSeq names its product 7-dehydrocholesterol reductase-like. Gene Ontology annotation, biological process: cholesterol biosynthetic process; brassinosteroid biosynthetic process. The record is from RefSeq and is a predicted model, not a curated record. Gene Ontology annotation, molecular function: 7-dehydrocholesterol reductase activity. Gene Ontology annotation, cellular component: endoplasmic reticulum membrane. NCBI's taxonomy places the organism in Eukaryota, Metazoa, Chordata, Aves, Passeriformes, Tyrannidae.